Messenger RNA from Fusarium oxysporum Fo47, 405 nucleotides. RefSeq lists its product as uncharacterized. Bases 1 to 405 code for a protein of 134 amino acids. NCBI's taxonomy places the organism in Eukaryota, Fungi, Ascomycota, Sordariomycetes, Hypocreales, Nectriaceae. The transcript has 2 exons. The record is from RefSeq and is a predicted model, not a curated record.
AUGUGCAACCUCGUCUUCACCAAAUACCGCUGCCGAGUCUGCGACUACAUCAUCGACCAUGAAACGGUCACAGAAAAGUGUAACUCUGCCAAGAAAUCAGGCAGAGCUUGCUUAAAGCAAAAAAUAGUGCCGUCGACUAUUCAUUCGGAUCAGAAGAAUUGCAAGGACUGCGUUAAGAAGAAGAAGGAGGGUCAGAGAGGGGUUAAGCGCUAUCUCUGUAGGAAGUGCUCCUACCUCGUCUCCAUGCCCGUGGAAGAAACGAAAUGCGCUCAUUUUCUGGAGAAGCGACCUGGUAUUUGCGUUACGACGACAAAGCAUGAUACCAUCUAUGUUCACGAGGAGGAGUGUUUGCAGUGCAAGGAAGCGAAGAGGAAGGAAAAGGGUAAAGGGAAAGCGGACAAUUAA